This is a messenger RNA of Aegilops tauschii subsp. strangulata, 3175 nucleotides long. Its product is annotated as L-type lectin-domain containing receptor kinase IX.1-like. Gene Ontology annotation, biological process: protein phosphorylation. Lineage: Eukaryota; Viridiplantae; Streptophyta; Magnoliopsida; Poales; Poaceae. The record is from RefSeq and is a predicted model, not a curated record. Gene Ontology annotation, molecular function: protein kinase activity; carbohydrate binding; ATP binding.
UUUUUAUUUAUUUGUCUGCCGUAGCAUAUUGUUGGCACUUGGAAUUGGCCCCGAUGCAGUCGAUUUAGUUGUUGCCGAAGGCAACGGCCACACUUAAACGGGAAGGAUGGAAGCUGGCCUGAACCGCACGCACUAAUCCGCUCUUAACACUGGCGCCUAAAUUAAAGCUGACCUACGUGCACAUGUGAGAACCGACGCAAUAUAUGCCAUCCCAUAGUAACCACACAAUUCAAUACUCUAGCAUAGCAUAGGAAUCCCAAAUCCAAUGCCAGGAGACAUAUCGUCACAUUGGAUCCUACGUGUGGUGGCUCAAGCUGGCCGUCCGGAGCUUCCACUAAAACCAAAGCUGGCAAAUCGAUCCCUCUCUAUAUAUACUAGGUACCAAAUCCGUCUAUGUAGAUACCGAGUGCACUCGCACCCCUUGCCAUCGCCAAGAAGCAACAAUGGCUGCUGCACUCAUGAGCCCUCACCAUCUUCUCUCUGUCUCCGUGUACAUCAUCAUUUGCCUCUGCUGCUCGGUGGGUCUAGCUACCGCGCUCUCCUUCAGCUUCAACUUCUCCAGCCCCGGCUCCGGCGACCCCUGCGAUACGGAGCUCAGGUGCGAACGUGACGCAUGGAUGGGUUCUGGCGCCAUCGACCUAACGAGGAACUACAUCGCAGCCAACGUUUUCAGUGUUGGCCGGGCAUCGUACGCUCGCCCGGUGCCUCUCUGGGACGACGCCACCGGCGAGGCGGCCAGCUUCUCCUCCAACUUCACGUUCCAGAUCAAGCCCCAAAACAGAUCAGAAGACAAUUUUGGUCUAUGUAACUCGAGCCUCAGCAGCGACGCUAGUGCUGACGGUUUAUCUUUCUUCCUGGCGCACUACCCGUCGAGGCUCCUUCCCAACAGCGGGGGCGAAAACCUCGCUCUUUUCGAUUUCAGCAAUCGCUUCAACGCCACCGGUGAUGCGCAGUUAGUUGCGGUGGAGUUCGACACCUACCUCAACCCCUGGGACCACAGCGACAACCACAUGGGCAUAGACAUCAACUCCCUCGACUCCAGGGCCUACACCAACGUGACCAAGCGCCUAGUCUCGAAUGACGCCAUCAUGACCGCCCAGAUCAGCUACGACAAUCGCACGGCCGUUCUGGUCACCCUUCUCCACAUCGACGGCGACGGACCAUGGUACAGCGUAAGCACGUGGGUGGACAUGAAGAGGGAACUACCCCAGCAAGUCUCAGUCGGCUUCGCAGCAUCAACUGGUCUCUGCGCCGAGCUGCAUCAGGUGUUGUCUUGGUCAUUUAGCUCCACUCUAGAUGAUGCCCCGGUGCCUACCAAUAACAGUCCACGGCGACGCCUACCACUGGUGCAUGUGUUGGUGCCAUCAGCAGCGGCAGCUUUUCUUGUGCUGCUCUGCGGUGCCGCCGCCUUAAUAGUUCGUCAGCGACGCAAACGUAAGCAAGCUGAGUUCGAGAGAGGGGUAGGACCUAGACGGUACCGCUACCGUGAGCUCGCGGCAGCCGCAAAUGACUUCGCGGAGCAGGGGAAGAUUGGGCAAGGGGGCUUCGGCAGCGUCUACCGGGGCGGCGGCCUUAGCGACCACGACAGCCCGGUGGCCAUCAAGAUGCUCUCCAUGGAAUCGUCUGCGCAGGGGAGGAAAGAGUUUGAAGCGGAGGUGAAGAUUAUAAGCCGGCUGAGGCACCGGAACCUUGUGCACUUGCUAGGCUGGUCCGACAGCCGCAAUGGGCUCCUGCUCGUCUAUGAGCUCGUGCCGAAAGGCAGCCUCGACCAGCACAUAUACGACACUAGUCGUCUGCUCACUUGGUCAGAGAGGUACAACAUUAUCCUUGGACUGGGAUCUGCGCUACGCUAUCUCCACACAGAGUGCGAUCAAUGUGUGCUCCAUGGUGACAUCAAACCAGGCAACAUACUCCUUGACUCAUCAUGGAGCACCAAGCUGGCAGAUUUCGGAUUGGCAAAGCUCGUGGAUCAUGGAGCCAGGCCACAGACGACGAAGGUCAUCAAGGGCACCCCAUGGUACAUAGACCCGGAGUUUUUUCGCUCAUACCAUCCCACCCCCGAAGCGGACAUCUACAGCUUCGGCAUCGUUGUGUUGGAGGUCAUUUCCGGCAAGGAUCCAGGAAUGGGGAUGAAACACCGGGUCGAAGAAGUCAGCCCGCUGCUCAUGUGGGCCUGGGACCUGUACGAGAAGGGCGCCAUCCUUGAAGCGGUGGAUAAAAGGCUACAUGCGCACAACCAGCACCUCGACGACAACUGUAAGUGGCAGAUGCAUCGUGCGCUGGUUGUCGGGCUCUGGUGCACGCACCCACGCCUUGACGUGCGACCGUCCAUUGUGAAGCUCAUGAACGUCUUACAGUCUCACAGCGUCACGCUGCCGACACUAUCAUGGUCGCUGUCCAACGUUUCCCUUGGAUCACAUGGAUACAAUGCGUCCUCAUCGGCCAACUAAUGAAUUAAUGUUUGCAGCGAUGUGUCUUAGGCCAUCUGCCAUCAGUGCCAGACGACCAAAUUUACUUUACUAAAGAGACUGUGAUAUGAAAGAAGGAUUGCUAAUAAAGGAAUUGUUAAAUGUGUUGUAUCUUGUAUUGUUGUAGCUAUCUCUCUUGUUCUCUAGGCCUAGAUCCACCACGCAUGCAUAAGGCCUGUGUACCUUUUUUUUUUAGAUUAUAAGGCCUGUGUGCCUUAUCUUGAUGCUAUUGGCAAUAUUCAUUUUAGCUUGGUAUCAGUCGCCAUGGCCUUCGAGGACAUCCUCGGUUCCCCACCCUCCUCUCUGAGAAUCUACUCAUCCUUCUCCCCGUCCACCUUCUGUUUGACUUCUCCCUCUGUCCAUAUCUCCACCACUCUGGCGACCAUCUCCACCACUACUGUUACGCUCCAGUACUCCAGUGCACUGUCUGUCCUCCUCAGUGCUCAACAGUCACAAUGACAACACCUCUAACGAUACCAAGUUCAAAUUCGACUAGGCUGAAAACAAUUAUGCCAAAUGGUACACACUUUCCUCUUUGUGAUGCUCAAGUUUCUGCUUGAGAGCAUCUUUAACUGAUCCUCUAAAAAGCUUUAGAGGAGUUAAAUUUUACUUUUCAUCCUCUAAACUGCACGCCUGCACCUAACCGUUCUCCUAAAGCUUUUAGAGGAGUAAAAGUUAUCCUCCUUGGUUGCCCUGACUCUUAAAUA